Trichechus manatus latirostris (Florida manatee) is the source of this 2899-nucleotide messenger RNA. RefSeq names its product nuclear receptor binding protein 1 (gene NRBP1). The transcript has 18 exons. Gene Ontology annotation, cellular component: endomembrane system; cytoplasm. Gene Ontology annotation, molecular function: protein kinase activity; ATP binding. The record is from RefSeq and is a predicted model, not a curated record. Bases 768 to 2372 code for a protein of 534 amino acids. Gene Ontology annotation, biological process: protein phosphorylation; intracellular signal transduction. NCBI's taxonomy places the organism in Eukaryota, Metazoa, Chordata, Mammalia, Sirenia, Trichechidae.
UAACCACUACUGGGAAGAGAUUGGGGUGGGACAAGCACAAUCCUAGGGCGUCUCUGAUGAAAGCUUUCCUUCUCUUGUGGUGCCCUACUGUGAAUUAGUAGUUGUCUGUGCCUUGGUGAUUUUGAACCGCCGACUCUCGGUUAGCAGCCCAGCACUUUUAACCACUGCGCAACCUAAAUUCCACUGAUACUUCCUAUUAUAAUCUAGUUGGAAAUUUUUUUUAGCUGUUCUAGAUUGUAGAUGCAUUCAGUGAUUAUAGUUGCUCUAGAAAGUAACCAGUACAAACUUUCUUAACCAUUUUCUUAGCUACUUUUCACGGGAAGAAGAAUGAUCUCUAACUCAAGUUUUCUGGUAGAUUAUUAAGGCAUGGUUUCCCAGCUUGGCUGAGUGAAAUCUCUCUAGGAAGCAAGGACUUAGAAAAUAACAUGGAGCAGGAGUAUUUUACCAGAUUUUCUCUGUACUACCUUGUUGGUCCUUGGUGUUUACUAAAAUUUCCUCUAAUAAAAAUCUGUUGACUUGGGUUGAAUGUAGUGUGGGUUGAGGGUAUGGGUGGGCAGAAGUGAGCAUCAGAGAGUACUAAACAAGAAAUGUGGACUUUUCAAAAUAUUGAUGUUGGUUGGAGACUCUCACAUUCUGAACUAACUUAGACGAACAGAUUUACUUUUCAGAAUAUUUUUAUACUGAAGAGCACUCCCUUGAGCCCAGCACACCCAGGUUCCAACUCCUUCACAGCAUUUGUUCUUAGAGGACUGAGUGAUCAUUCCAGCAUGUCGGAGGGGGAAUCCCAGAUAGUACUCAGCAGUGGCUCAGACCCAAAGGUAGAAUCCUCAUCCUCAGCUCCUGGCCUGACGUCAGUGUCACCUCCUGUGACCUCGACUUCAGCUGCCUCCCCAGAGGAGGAAGAAGAAAGUGAAGAUGAGUCUGAGAUCUUGGAAGAGUCACCCUGUGGUCGCUGGCAGAAGAGGCGAGAAGAGGUGAAUCAGCGGAAUGUACCAGGUAUUGACAGUGCAUACUUGGCCAUGGAUACAGAGGAGGGUGUAGAGGUUGUGUGGAAUGAGGUACAGUUCUCUGAGCGCAAGAACUACAAACUACAGGAGGAAAAGGUCCGUGCUGUGUUCGAUAAUCUGAUUCAGUUGGAACAUCUCAACAUUGUUAAGUUUCAUAAGUAUUGGGCUGACACUAAAGAGAACAAGGCCAGGGUCAUUUUUAUCACAGAAUAUAUGUCAUCUGGCAGUCUUAAGCAAUUUCUGAAGAAGACUAAAAAGAACCACAAGACUAUGAAUGAAAAGGCUUGGAAACGCUGGUGCACACAAAUUCUCUCUGCCUUAAGCUACCUGCACUCCUGUGACCCCCCCAUCAUCCAUGGGAACCUGACCUGUGACACCAUCUUCAUCCAGCACAACGGACUCAUCAAGAUUGGCUCUGUGGCUCCUGACACUAUCAACAAUCAUGUGAAAACUUGUCGAGAAGAGCAGAAGAAUCUACACUUCUUUGCACCAGAGUAUGGAGAAGUCACUAAUGUGACAACGGCAGUGGACAUCUACUCCUUUGGCAUGUGUGCAUUGGAGAUGGCAGUGCUGGAGAUUCAGGGCAAUGGAGAGUCCUCAUAUGUGCCACAGGAAGCCAUCAGCAGUGCCAUCCAGCUUCUAGAAGACCCAUUACAGAGGGAGUUCAUUCAAAAGUGCCUGCAGUCUGAGCCUGCCUGCAGGCCAACAGCCAGAGAACUUCUGUUCCACCCAGCACUGUUUGAGGUGCCCUCUCUCAAACUCCUUGCUGCCCACUGCAUUGUGGGACACCAACACAUGAUCCCAGAGAAUGCUCUGGAGGAGAUCACCAAAAAUAUGGAUACCAGUGCUGUACUGGCUGAAAUCCUUGCAGGACCAGGAAGAGAACCAAUUCAGACUUUGUACUCUCAGUCACCAGCUCUGGAAUUGGAUAAAUUCCUUGAAGACGUCAGAAAUGGAAUCUACCCCCUGACAGCCUUUGGGCUGCCUCGGCCCCAGCAGCCACAGCAGGAGGAGGUGACAUCACCUGUGGUGCCUCCCUCUGUCAAGACUCCAACACCUGAACCAGCUGAGGUGGAGACCCGCAAGGUGGUGCUGAUGCAGUGCAACAUUGAGUCGGUGGAGGACGGAGUCAAACACCAUCUGACGCUUCUGUUGAAGCUGGAGGACAAAUUGAACCGGCACCUGAGCUGUGACCUCAUGCCAAAUGAGAACAUCCCAGAGUUGGCAGCUGAGCUGGUGCAGCUGGGCUUCAUUAGUGAGGCUGACCAGAGCCGACUGACUUCUCUGCUAGAGGAGACUCUGAACAAGUUCAAUUUUGCCAGAAACAGCACCCUCAACUCAGCCGCUGUCACCGUCUCCUCUUAGAGCUCACUCGGGCCAGGCCCCUAAUCUGAGCUGUGGCUGUCACUAGAUGUGCAACAGCCCUCCUGACCCCCUCCUCCCAGUCAGUAUUACCCUGUGAAGCCCUGUCUCUCCUUCAGGAGGGCUCUGGGGAACUCCCUGGUUCUGAGCAUCAUCCUCCCCCUGCUCCUUCUCUUCCUCCCCUCUGCACUUUGUUUACUUGUUUUGCACAGACGUGGGCCUGGGCCUUCUCAGCAGCCACCUUCUAGCUGGGGGCUAGUAGCCGAACUGCUGGCUCCCGCCCAGCCUGUGUGGAAAGGAGGCCCACGGCCACUUGGGGAGCUGAAUUCUACAAUCCCGCUGGGGCAGACGGGCGGGAGAGAAGGGUGGUGCUGCAGUGGUGGCCCUCGGGGGCCAUUGGAUUCGCCUCAGUUGCUGCUGUAAUAAAAGUCUACUUUUUGCUAAAAGCGUCGUGUGUGUUUGGCCUUCCCCGCUAGGGGGAGCGGGGCUCUGAGCCCGCCGCCAGGGGCGCGGUGGUUGGGCUUCCUUCA